Molecule: messenger RNA, 2751 nt
Organism: Myiozetetes cayanensis
Lineage: Eukaryota; Metazoa; Chordata; Aves; Passeriformes; Tyrannidae
Gene: FOXO6
Product: forkhead box O6
Exons: 3
Coding region: 558-2399 (613 amino acids)
Biological process (GO): regulation of transcription by RNA polymerase II
Cellular component (GO): nucleus
Molecular function (GO): RNA polymerase II cis-regulatory region sequence-specific DNA binding; DNA-binding transcription factor activity, RNA polymerase II-specific
Source: RefSeq, a predicted model, not a curated record
CGGGGGGGCGUAGGGGCGGGAGCCCGCCCGCCGCCGCCCUCGCCGGCGCUGUCAGGUGCCCCGGAGUGCGCCGGUGCCCGGCCGAGGAUGCCGCCCGCCGCCGCUCGCCCCGGUUCAUCUGUUGCUGCCUGAGCCAGCCCGAUGGAUGCGGCCGCCCCCGCGCCCUGCCCGCCCGCAGCCGCCCCGCUGGCCGCCGAGCCGGGAACCGCUCCGGAGCUCCGCGGCUGGUAAAAACCGAACCAAAACCAAAUCCGAACCAAAAAACACCCCUCCGCUUCGGCCGGGGUUGGAGAGGCGGCCGAGGACCAUGCAGCGCGUCCCCCGGCUCGGCGCUCCCGGCACAGCCGCCUCCUAGAGCCGCCGGACCCGGGGCUCCCCGCGCCAGGACCGAGCGGCACCUCCUUCCCCUCUCCCCUCCAGCCGGGCAAGGAGCCCGCCCUCGCACUCCUCUCCCUCUCGAGAUUUUGGGUUUUUUGUUGUGUGUUUAUUUUUUUUUUUUUGGGUGGAAACCGCCCGUAACUCCGGGAGGGCUGUGGGGGGACGGCGGGGAGGGGACCAUGGAAGAAAAGCUCCAGGCGCAUCAGGUGGAGAUCGACCCGGAUUUCGAGCCGCAGAGCCGGCCCCGCUCCUGCACUUGGCCUCUCCCCCACCCCGACUUGGCGGCGGAGGAGGAGGAUGGGGGCGCGGGGGGACCCCCGGCGCUGGCGGCCGGCGGGGACGGAGCCGAGAACGCGGUGGCCCCGGUGGAGCGCAGAGUCGCCGCCGCGCCCCCGCCGCCCCCCGGCGCGGAUGUGGGGCAGCUCCGCAAGGCCAAGACCUCCCGGCGCAACGCCUGGGGCAACCUCUCCUACGCCGACCUCAUCACCAAAGCCAUCGAGAGCUCGCCGGAGAAGCGCCUCACCCUCUCGCAGAUCUACGACUGGAUGGUGCGAUACGUCCCCUACUUUAAGGAUAAAGGAGACAGCAACAGCUCCGCCGGCUGGAAGAACUCCAUCCGGCACAACCUGUCCCUGCACACCCGCUUCAUCCGCGUGCAGAACGAGGGCACCGGCAAGAGCUCCUGGUGGAUGCUGAACCCCGAGGGCGGCAAGACGGGCAAGACGCCGCGGCGGCGGGCGGUGUCCAUGGACAACAACAGCAAGUUCCUGCGGAUCAAGGGCAAGGCCAGCAAGAAGAAGCAGCUGCAGGUGACGCAGGAGCGUGGGGAGGACAGCCCCUCCUCCCAGCAGGCCAAGUGGUCGGAGAGCCCCGCGUCCCACGCCAGCGACGAGUACGACGCCUGGGCGGAGUUCCGGACGCGCGCCAGCUCCACGGCCAGCACGCUGAGCGGGCGCCUCUCGCCCAUCAUGGCCAACCACGAGCCCGACGAGCUGGAGGAGGACGACGGCACCCCCUCCUCGCCGCUGAUGUACCCCAGCCCCUCCAGCACCAUGUCUCCUUCCCUCAGCGCCCGCUGCUCCGUGGAGCUGCCCCGGCUGACCGACCUGACCGGCACCAUCAGCCUGAACGAGAGCCUGGGGGAGAGCAUGCUGGAGGACCUGCAGGACGGCUACGCCAUGAGCCCGAGCCAGCAGCUCCCGCCGGCCGCCCUGCGGCAGCGCAGCUCCAGCUUCACCUUCAACUCCAAGUGCUCCAGCAUGGGGGCUGCCAGCAACACCUACUGCGGGACCAUCUACAGCCAGCCCGCCAUGGGCCUCAUGCGCCGCCUGCCCAUGCAGACCAUCCAGGAGAACAAGCAGGCCACCUUCUCUCCCGUCAGCUCCUACAGGAACGCCUCGCUGCAGGACCUGCUCUCCUCCAUCUCCUACGCGCACAAGGAGAGCAUGGUCCCCGGGGACCUGCCCCUGCCGCAGGCCAGCCCCAUGGUGCCGGCCCGUGGCCACAGACACAACCCGCUGCUGUGCGGGGGCGGGGAGCAGGGCCUGGCCUCCUACCCGUCCCACCCGGGCCCUCUCAUGAAGAGCGGCGCGUUGUACCACCCGUCACCAGCCGGUCACCAACCCGCGGUCAACACCAGUGCCUUAGCCAAUCCUGUCAGCCUUAUGAGCCUGCCCAGUGACUCGUGCAGCAUGGCAGCCGUGCCGCACCACGGGCACCUGCAUUCCUACGCUAAUAACCAAGGGGCACACAUGAGCUUGCUGGAUUCGCUGCAGGGCCCCUACCCGGGGGCUGUCCACCCCCCCGUGUUGGGCCAAGACAGGUUCCCAGCAGACCUGGACCUGGACAUGUUCAACGGGAGCCUGGAGUGCGACGUGGAGUCGAUCAUCCUGAAUGACUUUAUGGACAGCGACGAGAUGGACUUCAACUUCGACUCGGCCCUCCCGCCGCAGAACGGGCUCAACGUGCCCGCGCUGCCCGGGGGGCCACAGCCCACGAACCAGAGCUGGGUGCCUGGGUGAUGCCCGUCCCGGGGGGGGCUGACCACCGGGAAGCCACGAGGGGAACAUUGAGACUAACAUAUUUUUUUUCCUUUCUCUUCUGCCUUUGUUUGUUAAGAUGGGCGAGAGCCGUCGGUCUGAGCUUGAGGUCGAACACGGAACACAAACCGGAGGGUCAAACCCUGAGAUGGAGGGGGAGGGCCCCCAGCCCCACGUGUGCCCGGUCUGCUGGGUCCUCCCGUGGGCAUCCUCCAGAGGACACGGGGCAGCAGGGUGGGAGAGGCAGCUGGAGCCAGACGGAUCCAGGGGGGUAGCAGGAAGGGAAGGCCUUUCCAGACGGUCCCAGUGUCCAAUUGCAAUGGUGCCAGUUUGA